This is a messenger RNA of Melampsora larici-populina 98AG31, 1419 nucleotides long. RefSeq lists its product as uncharacterized. The record is from RefSeq and is a predicted model, not a curated record. Lineage: Eukaryota; Fungi; Basidiomycota; Pucciniomycetes; Pucciniales; Melampsoraceae. The transcript is spliced from 9 exons. The coding region runs from base 140 to 1138 and encodes 332 amino acids.
GAGACCUCCUCUUGACCGAUUUGAUUAACGCUUCAAGAAUCAACUUUUCUAAUCAGACAUACCCAAUCUUUCGAACCAUCAAACCUCAAGACUUGAACUGAUCUUAUCUGCGUCGUCUUCAACUUUUCGCAAAUUCAUCAUGUCUUGGAAGCAAGCAUUCACUAGUACACUGGGAAGCCUCGGACAGAAUGUUCAGCAUGGUGUUGCUAGCAUCAAUUUGUCCGAACAGACUGACAAGCUGAGUAAAAGCUUUGCAACUCUUAGCCAGACUGCCCGAGAGCGCUUGGGAACCUUGGAGCAAGACGAUGUGACAGAACUACCCGAAGAAUAUAAAGACUUGGAACGCCGAGUUGAUGCGCUCCGCAAUGCGCACGCCUCUUUACUCCGCAUCGUCAAAACAUACGAAAGUGAGGCGUACGACUAUCCUAUUCAAGUCAACGAGUCGCUCAAUGAGACAGCUACCACUAUAUCACAUACUCUGACCACUUGGGCUUCAGCUGCCACGAAGGGUACGAAUCUUCCCCCAAUCGAAGCUCCUGCCAAGACCCCAGUGCAGCACAAGACGCUAGCGCAUGCUCUGUCACGGGCAGCUACGUCUGGGGCACUCGAGUUGGGGACUACGUCCUCGGCGGCUUCGGAUAAGGAUUCCGAUUCAAACGUCAAUGCGAUGAUGGGCAAGGUCUUGAAAUCCUACGCCAUGGUCCAAGCUCAAGUCGGCGAUGCAAGGCUAGCACAAGACGCCGCCAUCAAAAAGAACUUUCUACAAGUUUGGCAACAGACUAUGGCUCAAGAUAUUCAAGCGGCAGUGAAGAGCAGACAAGUAGUUCGCACAGCUAGGUUGGCGUUGGAUGCGGCUCGAAUGACACUCAAAAGUCAUUCGACAGGUGGGCCCAAGUUAGAACAAGCAAAUUUGGAAGUUGAGCAUGCGGAAGAGAAAUUGGUUUCCGCAACUGAAGAAGCUAUAGGCUUGAUGAAGAGAGUGUUGGACGACCCUGAACCAAUCCAAGCCUUGAGUGAGUUGAUCAAAGCUCAGCAUGCUUAUCAUCUGGCUGCCAGCGAGCAAUUGCAAGGUUUGUUAGGUGAGGUUGAGGAUACAGCUGUGGCUGCACAGUCUGCUUUCAGAAAAUCAAGGUCUUGAAGAUAUAAGAUGGGCAUUAAAUAUAUAAAGUCAUCUGAAUUCAUACAUCAAAAAAUUUGGAUCAGGAUACUGAAAGAGUUCAGACUCUUGCAAAGGGUACCAGUCUAUUGUCAAUCUUGUCUCUUAUUUUCUUUCCUACUGCAGGGUUGGAGUGCUAUGGAUAUUUAAUUAUCUUUUGUAAAGAUUUCCUCUUUUUACUUGGUUGAUGCUACCUGGUCUCUGUUUUUAUUUCCAUGUAUAUUGAAAUUGAGUGAAUCAAAGAAUAGCUUACACUCCUGACC